UGAUGCAGUAUUCGCAAAUUAAACGAUUCAGCAUUUUCGAUUCCGGCUACCCUUAACCGGCGUCUGCCGAUUCGUCAGCUCUGUCUAGUAAUCCGGUGAGUACGGGAGCUUAACGACGAGUCGAUCAUGGCGGUCGGCGUCGGGAGGCAGAGGGCAGCGUCCUUGCUACCGUAUAUAGUGAAAACACUUCGGAAGGAAUCCCUAAAUCCUGCAAAUCAAACUCUCCCUUCUCUCAGGCGCAUGUUUUCCCUAUAUGACCAGAUAAAUAUAAUCGAUAGCGUACCAGAAGAUCAACUCCGAUUCAAAGAGUAUUCUGAGACCGGGUUCACGAUUAAUGGGGUUAAAUACGAGGGAAGCUUGUUAAUUGUUGAGAACAAAAUCAUGUCCUGGGCACCAAAAGUUUUUUCAGAGAUCAAUGCAGAGAGCUUAUCCAUUUUCAAGAUCCUGAGGCCUGUUCCAGAGGUUCUUAUUCUUGGCUGUGGAAGACAUAUUGAACCUGUAAAUCCAGAGCUUCGAAAAUUCAUUCGAUCCAUAGGCAUGAAACUGGAAGCAAUUGACUCGAGAAAUGCAGCUUCUACAUAUAAUAUAUUAAAUGAGGAAGGAAGAAUGGUGGCUGCAGCACUUCUGCCUUACGGAGUUUCUUCAUAAUUUCUGGUUAGCAUUGGCAAAUAUCUCCUCCCUGCGAGGCCUACGAUUAGGAUGUGAUCGCUUAUUUUGUUAUGGGAAUGCGGCCAUGUAAGUUUAGUUGUUAGCAGAAUCAACUAUGGAAAGUUUUCUUCUAUUUUUUCCAGUGUUUCACUGCUGAAAACUUCUGAAUUUUCUUCUCUUGCCCACAUAACUUUGUAAGUACUAAGAUAUAAUCAUCCAACUGGAGAGUAUACUACUUGAAAUGCUUUUCAAAAAUGGUCUCAGUUUCUUGAA
This is a messenger RNA of Dendrobium catenatum, 921 nucleotides long. Its product is annotated as NADH dehydrogenase [ubiquinone] 1 alpha subcomplex assembly factor 3-like. The transcript is spliced from 7 exons. Gene Ontology annotation, cellular component: mitochondrial inner membrane. The record is from RefSeq and is a predicted model, not a curated record. The coding region runs from base 127 to 648 and encodes 173 amino acids. Gene Ontology annotation, biological process: mitochondrial respiratory chain complex I assembly. NCBI's taxonomy places the organism in Eukaryota, Viridiplantae, Streptophyta, Magnoliopsida, Asparagales, Orchidaceae.